UUCUAAUCAGACAGAAAACGAAAAAAGAGAGAGAAAGAACGAAGAGAGAGAAAGGAGGAGUAUCGAAGAGGAGAGCGAUCAGAGAGAAAACAGAGAAAAGGGGUCUUCAAUUUUCUGAUUCAGGAUUUUAUUUUGCAGAAUUGAAGAGAGUAAAUUGGAGAAUGCAGAGCAAAAUUUUGAAGGGAUAAGGAGCAAUGGUGUUAGAAGCUAUAUGGGUUUCAGAGGAGUAGUUAAGAGGAAAAGGAGAAAGGAAAAUUAAGCUGAGAGUGUUUUUGAUUAUUUUUUCUUCUAAAUCUAAAUUCGGGGAGCUUCAAUAAGGUGAGCCCAUUCGUUAUCUCGCCUCCGUGAACUCAUAUUUUGUUUCAAGUUUGAAUCUCUAUGUUCUGUUGAUUCAUUUUUAUUCAAGUUUGAAUUUUGAGCAUAAAAAUCUGAGCUUGAAGUUCAGAAUUCAAGCUUGAAUCGUUCAUUGGGGGAGUGGCAUUUGGGUUAUUGUUGAAUUUUGCGUAAUACAGGUAAAAUUUUUGGGCGGUUUACUUGGAGAAGCAGGGAGGUAUUUAGUUUUCGCGGUUUAGUUCAAUAAUAGGUUCGUGUGGAUUGUAAUUCUGAAUUCUGGGUUUAGUGUUAAGAAUCUGACGAUUUUCGCAAAUUUGGGAUUUUGGAGGGAGAGUCAGUUUGAUUGAAAGUUUGAGAUCUCUGGUUGCGGGCUCGACCCUCUGGCUAUUCUAGUUUGUAAAAUUGAAGUUCUGGAGAUGGGUUUUGGGUUUGAAUUUGUUAGGGGGGUUGUUUGGGGGAUGAGAUAUUGUUUGGAAAUGGAUUCCUGGAGUUGUAGCAAAAAACCCUAAUUUAGUUGAAGGUCCUUUAUCGUUGUUGUGGCAGUGUGUUUUUGUUAUAUGGAGUUUUAGCUUGGAUAAGGAGAGAGGCCAGAGAGAUGCAACCACCACAUCACCAUACGCGGAUCAAUCUUGCCGAGUUGAAAGCUCAGAUAGUGAAGAAACUCGGGGCAGAGGGGUCCAAGCAAUAUUUUUAUUACUUGAACAGGUUCUUGAGUUUAAAACUCACUAAGGUUGAGUUCAAUAAGCUUUGUCUUAGAAUUUUUGGGCGGGAGAAUAUUGCACUUCACAAUCAGCUCAUUCGUGCAAUAUUGAGAAAUGCUUGUAGUGCGAAAACCCCACCACCAGCAAGUCACAAGGAUGAUGUUUUGAAGAAUGGUACACAAGUUAGCAGCAAGGAUAUUUCUGCUGAUAGUUAUCAGCAAAAUGGGUCCCACACCAGUAUGACUCCUCAAGCUUGUGUGUCACCAGGGUUGUCAAAUGGAGGUGACAUGCUACCCCUCUCGCCCCGAAAGGCCAGAACAGGUUCUCGUGAUCGGAGAACUGGGGAUCGUCGAAGCGCUCUUGGACCUAACGGCAAAACUAGUGUGGGACCUCAGCUGUCUGCUUCCACUCAGUCGAGUGAUUUUAAUGUCGUAUUGGAGAAUGGAAAUUUGAAUCCACCUGAUAUUGGGAAGCCGGUGCAGCAUCAUCAAGAACUCAUGCACCAAUCAGAGAAUGAAAGUGAGAACUUGGUUCGGCGUUCUGCUAAAAUGUCCAUUCUGAGGACAUCACCAGAUGGUUCAGCUCCUUCAUGCAGCAAGGAACAGACAGAAUUAGUAGUUAGAGAUGAUGGGAAAGAAGCUUCUCCUAGGAGUCCACUCCGGGCGCCACUUGGUGUUCCAUUAUGUCCUGUUAGCAUUGGUGGGGCACGUAGAGCUCUGCCUCCAGCAAGUAGCAGUAGAUGUAUCGAUGCACUUGAUGAUGGUGUUUUGUUGGACAGUCUAACAUUAAGGGAACGGAUGGAGCAGAUUGCUUUAGCACAAGGUCUUGAAGGGGUGUCGGUUGAUUCUGCCAACAUCUUGAACCAUGGAUUAGACUCGUACAUGAAAGGAUUAAUUAGGUCUUGCAUUGAACUUGUAGGGUCAAGAUCAGGGCAUGAGUCAACAAAGAAUAAUACCAACAAGCACCACAGCUAUAUGAAGCUAAUUAAUGGUGUUAGACCAGGUCAUCAAUUUCAGAUGCAAAAUAGUGGAAAACCUCCGGAAGUGGAAGAACAGAGAAAUCCUUGCGAAAUUUCUUUACAGGACUUUCGAGUUGCCAUGGAGCUGAAUCCACGAAAACUUGGUGAAGACUGGCCAUUGUUGCUAGAGAAAAUAUGUACACAUGCAUUUGAAGAAUAGCAUGGAUCAUGGAUUUGUUGUCGUGCAGUUGGCUGAAUUGUCGCUACUGGAUCAGAAGGCAUGCUUUGCGGUGCCGAUCUUCUGGCCAUGGUGUGGCUUUGGCGUUCUUAUUCAUGGCCUUUGAAUCCAUGUAUCGCUCGUAAAGUAAAACGACCAAUUCGGGAUGAAAGGGGUCGCAGCAGGGAAUCUUUAUUCCAUACUGCUAAUUGGGCUCUUCUUUAAUUGGAAGAACCCAUAAUAUGCAACCAUUCAGAUGAGGAAAAUUGCUAAAAUCUGGUUGCCCUGUUGUAUGAUAGCAUGAUCCCCACUUCAAAUUUUUUCUUUGUCCUGUAAUUUACAGUCAAUCAGAAAUUUUAGAGCAGUUUUGCAGGAAUAAUUUGUGUAGUUCAGCAUUUUAACGUGAAAAAAAGUGUGGGAUUGCAUGAUGCAAUAGUCAUGUCUAUGUACCUUCACCAUCAAGAUUGGUUGGGAUCUUAAUAUUAACAACAACGUUUAGCCAGUUGAUUUUAUUAUUUUUUU
Molecule: messenger RNA, 2731 nt
Organism: Sesamum indicum (sesame)
Lineage: Eukaryota; Viridiplantae; Streptophyta; Magnoliopsida; Lamiales; Pedaliaceae
Biological process (GO): regulation of transcription by RNA polymerase II
Cellular component (GO): SAGA complex
Molecular function (GO): transcription coactivator activity
Source: RefSeq, a predicted model, not a curated record